AUGGACUACACAAUGGAGGAUACACAAAACGCCGCGCCUGACGCGCACGAGGCUUCUAAGCUGGGAUCUUCUGCUCAGCGCAAUGACACCCAGGGCGUAACCAAGCGCCUGCAAUCCGAAUUGAUGCAGCUCAUGGUGUCACCUUCUCCAGGCAUCUCCGCCUUCCCCGACGCCGACGGAAACCUUCUCUCCUGGAUUGCUACGAUCACCGGCCCUUCAGAAACCCCGUACGAGGGUCUUACAUUCAAGCUGUCCUUCUCAUUCCCCAACAACUACCCCUACUCGCCACCGACCGUUCUCUUCAAGACUCCCAUCUACCAUCCGAACGUCGACUUCUCUGGCCGCAUCUGUCUUGAUAUCCUUCGGGACAAAUGGAGCGCCGUGUACAAUGUCCAGAACGUGCUGCUCAGCUUGCAGAGUCUCCUUGGGGAGCCGAACAAUGCGAGCCCUCUGAACGCCCAAGCAGCUGAACUCUGGGACACGAACCAGGAGGAGUACAAGCGCCACGUACUGGCACGGCACCGCGACAUUGAAGACAUCGAAUAG
Aspergillus mulundensis is the source of this 546-nucleotide messenger RNA. RefSeq names its product putative ubiquitin conjugating enzyme (UbcK). The coding region runs from base 1 to 546 and encodes 181 amino acids. NCBI's taxonomy places the organism in Eukaryota, Fungi, Ascomycota, Eurotiomycetes, Eurotiales, Aspergillaceae. The record is from RefSeq and is a predicted model, not a curated record. The transcript is spliced from 3 exons.